CACAAAUGUUCGCUGUUUCCUUGGUAACAACAUUACGCUCACUAUUUACCAUACACGUCAACGACUUGUUGAAGCAACAUGGACAUCCAGGAACGAACUGACCUGAACUGUGGAGACAGCAUCGUAGAAAUGGUUGACAUGGACGACGAAAACGUUGCUAUUUCCAGUUCCUCAGCUGCAGACGCUGCUUUUGAUGCUCUUAUUGGCUGCAUAGAGGACAUCAUCAUGGAGGAGGACUUCCAGCAGCUUCAGCAGAGUUUUAUGGAGAAACACUACCUGGAGUUUGAGGACUCUGACGAGAACAAGCUGAGCUACACACCCAUCUUCAAUGAAUAUGUUGACCUGCUGGAGAAACAACUGGAGCAGCAGCUGAGGGAAAGGAUCACUGGCUUCAACAUGACCACUUUCACAGAGCUGCUCAUGCAACACAAAGAGGAUGUGCCAGGUGACAUCUUUGACAUGCUGCUAACGUUCACUGACUUCAUGGCCUUUAAAGAGAUGUUUCUGGAAUACAGAGCGGCCCAAAGAAUCCUCAAGAUUUAAAGACUGUGUGGAGAAACGGGCUCAAAAUUCCAUCUGAGCACUGUGAGAGAUUAAUUUCUUCAUAAAGGAAGUGUUUUGAAGUCAGCAUUGCCAACAAAGGCCUCUCCAAGUAUUGCAUAAAUUUCAGUUAACGUGUUCAGUACUUUUUUCCUUUGUCAGUCCUCUUUAUUGCACAUAAUUUUUAUGGAUUGAAAUGUUACAAUUUCUGCAGAAGUCUAGUGUUAUUGAGGUAAAACCAUGUCCUGAUGUUGAAAUUGGAAUUGUAUUUUCUGGUAGGUAUAUUGACAGUUGGUGUCAUAUUACAUCAUUAAACAAGUCUGUUUCUUAAAGUCCCAGCCUGCAUUCACACGCAUUGGAAUCUUGACUGAUUUCUCUGGAGAAAUUGGUAAAAAAAAAAAAAAAAAAAACAGUUGUUGGAACUCCUGCUUAUAAUUCUUUAUUUUAAUACCAGCUGUAUGAAUCUGAAUUUUUUUUUUAGGAGAAGGAGGGCAGAGAUCUGAAUUUUCAUGGUCUGGUGGUCACACCUCUGAUCCCUGCAGGUUCCAAACAACGUGGCGCCACUGAACUGCAGUGACACUCACAAAGUCAAACAUUUGAAUUGCCUCCUCCUCCUCUGUAUGUUUCUCUAACAUGUUGUUCGUUGGCCUUCAGACACUUGUUAGCUUCUGGUCAGUGAUUUCUUAUUUUUUGUGUGUGUGUGUGAGUUUUGUACUCUAAAGGUGAGCUGCUGGUUACACUCCCCAUAAAUCUACAGUCUCACGCCUAACAGCAAUUUAAUAUAUGCAUUCCUCUGUGUUUUAUGUGGUGAGUGGGAUGGUAUGUGUGUUUAAGAGGCUGUUUAUUGUGUAAGAGUAAAGGUGGAAGGGUUUGGCUUCUUUGUACUCCCCAACUGCUGCACUGGAAAUAAUAACUACUUGAAAAAUUCAGAUUUAUUUACCUGUAAUCUGCAGGUGGGGGGCCUAAGCAUGAUGUAUAGAUCAUCUUAUUUACUUAUAUUUUUAUUAAGUUUGCCUGGUUGGGGAGAGGGAACCUAGUGCUUUUUCACAUCAUGCUACUAGUUUUUAUGUGGAAGGCUUCAACAAGUCCCCCUGUAAGCAGGGGACUCAACUUGAUGUGACUGAAUGUUUGACUCUGCUCUCUUUGCCUGAUAUGUCUUUUCAUAAGAAAAUAAUACAACAGAACUAAUAUGUUUAUAAAGUUUUAAUUUAUUUGGUCAGUUUGAAAACUCAUUGGAGUUUUGUGCCUGUGAAAGUGGUUUUUAAUGUAUUUAGUGACUGUGUGUAUGUGUGCGUGCAUGUGUGUGUGACUGCAAUUAAUAUUCAGAUCUACAGUCUAGUUUUCAGUACCAUGUCAAAGUAUUUUCUACUUGUCUUAACAUGACAGCUGUAAUUGUAUAAGUAUAUUCAUGUCAGUGGUGAAAUUGCGAUGAUGUGAUAUUUGUUGGUAAAAGAAAUUUUUAAAUAAAGAGGUGAAAGCCUCACAUUAUAAUCA
Messenger RNA from Epinephelus lanceolatus (giant grouper), 2034 nucleotides. RefSeq names its product ADP-ribosylation factor-like 2 binding protein (gene arl2bp). The record is from RefSeq and is a predicted model, not a curated record. Gene Ontology annotation, cellular component: mitochondrial intermembrane space. Gene Ontology annotation, biological process: maintenance of protein location in nucleus; positive regulation of tyrosine phosphorylation of STAT protein. NCBI's taxonomy places the organism in Eukaryota, Metazoa, Chordata, Actinopteri, Perciformes, Serranidae.